UCGUCGUCGGCGGUCAGGUCAAAUAAUAGACGACGAACCAACCCCGCAUCAUCCCGCCGGUCGCACGCGGCCUAUCAUCAAUCAAAACACGCGCCACCACUAUCAACAUUUCCUUAAAUUGAGUGAUUGUUUCGUGGGCUCAUGGUAAUCAUGACGAAAGGUCGUAUUGAACUUGGUGAAGUUACUCAACACAAUAUUAAGCAACUGAAGAAAUUGAAUCAAGUUGUGUUUCCAGUGUCGUACAAUGACAAAUUCUACAAGGAUGUGCUGGAUGUUGGAGAAUUAGCCAAAUUAGCAUAUUACAACGACAUAGUGGUUGGAGCAGUUUGCUGUAGAAUAGACAUAUCAGAAGAAGGUUCCAGAAGGCUGUAUAUAAUGACGCUAGGUUGCUUGGCUCCAUACAGACGACUAGGAAUAGGUACUGUGAUGUUGAACCAUGUACUGGACUAUUGUAAACACGAUGGAAAUAUUGAAAGUCUUUUCUUGCAUGUUCAAAUCAACAAUGAUAGUGCUCUUGAUUUUUACAAAUCUCAUGGGUUUGAAGUUGUUGAAACAAAGGAGCACUACUAUAAAAGGAUAGAGCCUGCCGAUGCCUAUGUACUACAGAAAACCUUGCGCAAACAGACAGACAGUGCAACUUCCAGGUGAACAGUUCAGAUUGUUGGUUAACAGUUCUUAAUUCUGAUUGGCUGAAAGUUUGUUCUGAUUGGCUAAAUGUUCAUUGUUCUGAUUGGUUAUUCAACCAACAGCUACAUGAUUGAUGCUAACACAGCUGUUGUCCUACAUUUGACUCCAUCUAUAUUUGCAUUGACUUGAAAAUGGGUGCUGAAUACUAAACAGAUUUAAAUAAUAAUAAUGAAUACAUGAAUAAAACAUACAACAAUACAUGAAUAUAAAAAUAAUUAUAACUUAUUUAUUCUGUUUAUUUUAUUUUUGUAUAAACUAUACUGGAUUAAGUAUGCAUACUGUAUAGCAUCUAUUUAGUCAGUAGCAACCAUAGCACCAGUGACUGGUCCUACUGUAGUACCUGUUUUGUUUUUUUUAUCUUUUCUAGACUUUGUUGGUUCUUUAAUUCAGCAUAACAAGUGUGCUCACUCUUCUAAACCAGGCAAUAGUCUACUGCCCUAAUAAAUUGCUCCCACAAUAAAUUCACUGCAACACCAGUAAAUAUUUCUGUUUUUAAGUUUGUUAAAUCUGUGUCUGUUUAUUAUACCCUACAUCUACUGAAUGUAAACUUGUUUAUAUAAAUGUUCCAAGAAAGUCAAAUAAAAAACCAACAUUCAAAAAGCAAUAGGUGAUAUAUAAAUGAAAUGUGUAUUUAUCCGAGGAAAUACGAGAUUGAAGUUACACUUCAUUUUGCAAUACUGGCUUGUGUUGAACAACUUUUAAAAAUGAUCUUCAACGUUUGAAAAUCUUUUUUGUAUAUUUAAGCUGUCAUAUUUAAAAGUGAGUUAAAAUUUUCUUAACAAAUUAACAGAUGCAUAUGUGUCUAGAUAAUUAACUUUCCGCAUUUUGUUCAAGCCCAUAAUCAGCUGGCAAAGUAACAAGCAAAUUUCUAUUAAAAAGUUUUGUAAAUCAAUGAA
Messenger RNA from Anneissia japonica, 1583 nucleotides. RefSeq names its product probable N-acetyltransferase san. Bases 142 to 648 code for a protein of 168 amino acids. Gene Ontology annotation, cellular component: NatA complex. Gene Ontology annotation, biological process: mitotic sister chromatid cohesion. Lineage: Eukaryota; Metazoa; Echinodermata; Crinoidea; Comatulida; Comatulidae. The transcript is spliced from 5 exons. Gene Ontology annotation, molecular function: acyltransferase activity, transferring groups other than amino-acyl groups. The record is from RefSeq and is a predicted model, not a curated record.